Nematolebias whitei (Rio pearlfish) is the source of this 744-nucleotide messenger RNA. RefSeq names its product mesoderm posterior aa (gene mespaa). The record is from RefSeq and is a predicted model, not a curated record. Lineage: Eukaryota; Metazoa; Chordata; Actinopteri; Cyprinodontiformes; Rivulidae. Bases 1 to 744 code for a protein of 247 amino acids. The transcript has 2 exons. Gene Ontology annotation, biological process: heart morphogenesis; somite rostral/caudal axis specification; mesoderm formation. Gene Ontology annotation, molecular function: DNA-binding transcription factor activity, RNA polymerase II-specific; protein dimerization activity; RNA polymerase II cis-regulatory region sequence-specific DNA binding. Gene Ontology annotation, cellular component: nucleus.
AUGGAGAUGUCCUACUCUUCCGUGCACCCCCAGGACAGCCCUUUGCUGUUUGACUGUGAGUCUCUGCUGGAAAAACCUCUGGUUCAGAACCCACCCUCAGACCUUGGUUACAUCAGCGCCAGCAGCAGCCUGUCUCCCACCUCCUCUGUGGACUCCUUCUGCUUCUCUCCCAUCUCCCUCCAAGCUUUGGGAAAUGAACCAGACGCUCUGAACAGCUUCUUCGUCGGCACCACAGUGGAGCCUCAUUCUCCCCAUCAGAUCUGUCCCAGGUCCACCUCUGCAACCAUCGCUCCCAUGAAGAAGUCCAGGUCCAGGUAUCCGGGCAAGAAGCGCCAGACUGCUAGUGAGAGGGAGAAGCUGAGGAUGAGGGAUCUGACCAGAGCUCUGAAUCACCUCAGGACGUACCUCCCACCUUCUGUGGCACCACCGGGACAGACCCUAACCAAGAUCGAGACGCUGCGCUUCACCAUUCGAUACAUCUCCUACCUGUCUGAGCAGCUGGGCCUCAGUGAGGAGGUGGUGCAGCAGAGGAGAUCCUCAAUGGAGCAAGCCCAAACCAUGAAGCAGUUCCUGGAUGAACCAACAAGCUCACAAGAGAGAUGUGACGCUGUGAGCACGCAGCAGAUGUCCUCUGUGCAGCAUUCAUAUCAGGUUUCAGAUGAACGUUACGUAAACAGUGAGCAGUGCUGGAAGACCCGGGACCAACCUGACCCUCUAACCUUCACAGCAGAAUCAACAAUGUAA